This is a messenger RNA of Python bivittatus (Burmese python), 2460 nucleotides long. The record is from RefSeq and is a predicted model, not a curated record. NCBI's taxonomy places the organism in Eukaryota, Metazoa, Chordata, Lepidosauria, Squamata, Pythonidae.
UUUUUGCGCAUGGUAGAAGCUUGUUCCAGUUUCCUUAAAGAAGCUUUACAUCCAGAAAACUGUGUUGGGAUUCUCAGGCUGGCUGAUGCUCAUUCCCUUGAUAAACUGAAGGAGCAAGUUGAGAAUUAUAUUGUCCAGAAUUUUACACAAGUGCUGAAUUAUGAUGAAGUUUGUGAGUUGCCUGCAGACAUUUUGUGUUGCGUGCUAAAGAGUGAUGACCUCUGUGUCACUGAAGAAGCUCAAGUAUUUCAGAUAGUUAUGAAGUGGGUGCGUUACAAAAUAGCGGACAGGCUCCCACUCCUACCGUAUGUCCUCGAGACUGUCCGUUUGCCUCUUCUGGACCCUUGGUAUUUUGUAGACGCUGUUGAAACAGAUCCACUUAUCAGGCAGUGUCCUGAUGUCUUUCCUCUGCUUCAGGAAGCCAGAAUGUACCAUCUGUCAGGAAAUGAGAUAAUUUCAGGAAGAACAAAGCCCAGAAUGCAUGAAUUCCAGUCUGAGGUCUUUAUGAUCAUAGGUGGAUGCACAAAGGAUGAAAAAUUUGUAUCAGAAGUAACUUGCCUUGAUCCUUUGAGACGCAGUCGUUUGGAAGUGGCAAAACUGCCAAACACAGAACAAGAAUUAGAAAAUGAAAAUAAAAAAUGGGUGGAGUUUGCUUGUGUGACAUUAGGAAAUGAAGUCUACAUAUCAGGAGGAAAAGAAACACAGCAUGAAGUCUGGAAGUAUAAUUCAUCCAUCAACAAAUGGAUCCAAAUUGAAUAUUUGAACGUUGGAAGGUGGAGGCACAAAAUGGCUGUUUUGGCUGGCAAAGUGUAUGUGCUUGGAGGUUUCGAUGGUGUACAAAGACUUAACAGUGUGGAGAUUUAUGAUUCCUUUCACAACUGUUGGUCUGAGGCAGUUCCUCUCAUGAUCAGUGUGAGCUCAUUUGGAGCAGCUAGUUACAAAAAGAAACUCUAUGUGAUUGGAGGAGGACCCAAUGGGAAGUUGGCUACUGACAAAAUACAGUGCUAUGAUCCAACAACAAACAACUGGUGCUUAAAAACACCUAUGCCUGUUGAAGCAAAGUGUGUCAAUGCUACAACUUUUCAUGACCACAUCUAUGUUGUGGGUGGGGCAAUGAGAGCAGUCUACUCUUACAGCCCACUCAAAGACACAUGGUGCCUUGUGACUCAAUUAAAUCACGAACGUGCUAGUUGUGGGAUUGCUCCUUGCAACAACAAACUGUUCAUAACUGGAGGACGAGAUGAGAAGAAUGAUGUCAUCGCCACAGUGCUGUGUUGGGAUGCAGAGACCCAGAAAUUGACAGAAGAAUGCAUCCUCCCUCGUGGGGUCUCACAUCAUGGGAGUGUCACUGUGCGGAAAUCCUAUACAUACAUCCGUAAGAUAGUGCCCGGAGCAAUCUCAGUGUAACUUUGAAGGAAGAUUCAAGAUAAAUGAAGAAUAAGUGCUCAUGAAAUACCUCAUUUUCUCAAAGGUUUUAAAGAGAUUAUUGGGAUGGAACAAUUAUGCUGGCGUGGUAUAUUUUCUCAAUUUCCUCCUAUAUGUGUUAAAUUGUCAACAUAUCUGGACUAGGCAUGGGAAAGACAGAUGCAUCAUAGUACGAAUACAUUUGCACUUCCCAAAAUGAUAUGUGAACCACAAUAAUAUUAUCCUUUAGUUAUCACAUUUCUCUGAUUUUGCAGUGCACUUCUCUGGUUUAAAAAGAAUGUACUGUAUAGAAUAAUGUGUGCAAAGGGAAAAAUUGCAUCUAAAAAGAGAGAUGCUGGGCAGAAUAAGUAGCCUUAUGCCCAUAGGCACCAAUGCACUCAUAGAUGAAAAUGAAGGAAAAAGGGGGAAGCUGACAUGCUGCAAAUCACUCCAGUUAAGUCCACCAGGCAUUCUUAGAAAAUAAAAUGGGGAAUAGCUGGAGCCCAGACUUUUAUUUGGAAGUGCCGCCUGUGAACAAACAAAGUCAAGGGUAAAUAGGGGUUUGUUGGGAACAAUGUUUGCUUUCUGAUAAAACUGCUUUGUAACUGCAUAUAUAACAUAGCAACUAUUUUGUGAAUGCACAAGCUGGCCUCCCCCAGCACUAUCACCAUGACAAUUAAUUUGUGAGAUUACUUCCCAAAAGUCCAGUAGGUCACAGUAGACCAAAAACAUAACAAUUCAAAAACAAAAAAUACAAGCUUGGGAAAUAGCUCAAUGUAACAUUCAUGGAAAACAUAUAUAAAAGCCCACAUAUUAUAUUUAUUCAAAAGGAAGAUAACCCUUUUGAAUAAAUGUAAUUGAAGAGCCCCCCCAUCCUCUGCCCAACACGGUAUAGAUAGCAACAAAUAAAGAAAUGCAGGUAAAAGUCUUGUGCAGUGCCCAGGUUCUCCAUCUUGUUACCUAGGGUUGCAAACUCCAGCUUAAAUCAAUCCUAGAAUUCUCCUCCACUUUGAAGUAUGCGAAUCCAUAAAAAUAUAAUAAAACAUCCUUAGUACA